AUGAGACGGCCCUUGGAUAUCAACAAACUACUUUCUUCGCGAAACAAUGAUUUGCAUCAAAGUAAAAUCACCAAGCCUUCUUUUUUAUCGAAGAAAGAAAGGCAGAAGUUAGCAUUGCAAAAAGCCAUGAAAGAAAAGGUUCUCAAGCCUGAGCCGAAGAACGUACAGGCUAAAAAUACUGAUGAGAUCAGGUUAGGUGCUGAGCACGACGAUAUCUCGAAUGAUGAAGAUCACAAAUCUCUUCAGCAGAAGAAAAGUAAGUUUAGAUUUGAUUGGAACCAAGAGGACGACACUCUAGCAGGGUAUGAUCCAAUUGUCAAAUCGAAAGUACCCAUACGGUGGAAUUCAGACUAUGACAAUCGAGACAACUCAUAUAUGGGAAAGCAUUGGACUGAAAAGUCCUUUGAAGAGAUGACUGAACGUGAUUGGAGGAUAUUACGCGAAGAUUUCCAUAUCGUCACCAAAGGGGGUUCGAUCCAACAACCUCUGCGCAAUUGGUCGGAAUUGGGCUUAAUUUCAGCUGAGCUUCUUGAGAUAUUAACUUCCAAGCUUAAGUAUUAUGAUCCGACUCCUAUUCAAAGAGUGACCAUCCCAAAUGUCUGCACAGGGAGAGAUUUCCUCGGUGUUGCUGCAACGGGUUCUGGUAAGACACUUGCGUUUUUGAUUCCAAUUUUGACCCAACUCCAGUCCAUACCAUCUUUAAACAGCAUAACAAAACUUGAUGGUCCAUUUGCACUGAUUAUGGCACCCACUCGAGAAUUGGCCCAACAGAUAGAGUCAGAGGCAAAUAAACUAAUUGAAAACUGGUCGAGACCGACCUCUGUAGUAAGUAUUGUCGGAGGGCACUCCAUGGAAGAAAUUUCGUAUAAGCUUUCUCUGGGUUGUGAUAUAUUGGUAGCUACACCAGGUCGUCUCAUCGAUUGUUUGGAUAAUCGCCUAUUAGUUUUAAAGCAGGUCAAACUGCUAGUGCUAGAUGAAGCCGAUCGAAUGAUCGAUUUUGGGUUCGAAGAACAGUUGACAAGCAUUCUCGCAAAAACAGAAUCUAUAGAUAAAAGACAAACUAUGAUGUUCACCGCUACCAUGUCAUCAACUAUAGAAAAGGUUGCCAGUGGCUAUUUGAAGAAACCUGCAUAUGUGUCGAUUGGAGGAGAAAAUACCAAGGCUCGUAUCAAGCAAGUUGUUGAAUAUAUUCCCAGUGAAGAACAAAGGUUCAUAAAAUUGUCAAGAGAGAUUCUCCCCAGGUUUGAGCCACCGAUUAUAAUAUUUAUUAAUUACAAGAAGACGGCUGACUGGUUGGCUUCCAAAUUUUUUUCGGACACUGAGUACAAAGUUACUACUUUACAUGGGUCAAAAUCACAAGAACAAAGAGAGCAAUCUUUAAAUCUUUUGAGAACCGGUAAGGCUGAUAUAAUGAUUGCCACUAAUGUAGCUGGUAGAGGUAUUGACGUUCCGAACGUUUCGUUAGUGGUAAAUUUCCAAAUGUCUUCAGACAUGGAUAAUUAUAUACAUCGUAUUGGUAGAACCGGAAGAGCAGGUCGAAAUGGUUGUGCAAUAACGUUUUUGGGCGAUGGAGAUGAUAAUAAACUCGUUGAGGACCUCUACAAUUACGUGAAAGAUAAUGAUGAAGACAGUUUGAACAGUGUAUCAAGUGUUGUAAAGCAGAAAUUCAACGUAGGUAAGAACCACUUACAGUCCAUAAUAACGUAA
Lachancea fermentati is the source of this 1707-nucleotide messenger RNA. Lineage: Eukaryota; Fungi; Ascomycota; Saccharomycetes; Saccharomycetales; Saccharomycetaceae. The record is from the annotation of a GenBank genome assembly.